Drosophila serrata is the source of this 1694-nucleotide messenger RNA. It is a transcript of the gene rl, whose product is annotated as Mitogen-activated protein kinase rl. The record is from RefSeq and is a predicted model, not a curated record. Gene Ontology annotation, biological process: protein phosphorylation. Gene Ontology annotation, molecular function: MAP kinase activity; ATP binding. Lineage: Eukaryota; Metazoa; Arthropoda; Insecta; Diptera; Drosophilidae.
AUUUUCUGUCUGACGGUAUUAUUUAACAGUAAUUCCGCGGUCACACUAAAUUAGAUGUAAAAUUCCUAGUUUGACAUCUAUCACAAAAUUCAAACCGAAAUGGCGACAUCAAAUGCAAUUGGAUCAGGAGUUGAUAGUGCAGUUUCUAUUGAAGUCCAUCAGCCUAACGCUGAAGUAAUCAGAGGACAAAUUUUUGAGGUGGGCCCUAGAUAUACGAAGCUUACGUACAUAGGAGAAGGAGCUUAUGGCAUGGUCGUGUCGGCCGAUGACACAAUAACCAACCAAAGGGUAGCAAUAAAGAAAAUUUCGCCGUUUGAACAUCAGACAUAUUGCCAAAGAACUUUGAGAGAGAUAACUAUUUUGACAAGAUUUAAGCAUGAAAAUAUUAUCGAUAUUCGUGACAUCUUACGAGUAGAUAGCAUAGAACAGAUGAGAGAUGUUUAUAUAGUACAGUGCUUGAUGGAGACUGAUUUGUAUAAACUACUCAAAACACAGAGGCUGAGUAACGAUCACAUAUGUUACUUUUUGUACCAAAUAUUGCGGGGACUGAAGUACAUACACUCAGCAAACGUUUUACACCGGGAUUUAAAACCAAGCAAUCUACUGUUAAAUAAAACGUGCGACUUAAAGAUUUGUGACUUUGGUUUAGCUCGAAUCGCAGAUCCUGAGCACGAUCAUACAGGCUUUUUAACGGAAUACGUUGCUACUCGGUGGUAUCGGGCACCUGAAAUAAUGCUUAAUUCUAAGGGAUACACAAAAUCAAUUGAUAUUUGGUCUGUCGGUUGUAUUUUGGCGGAAAUGUUAAGUAAUCGGCCAAUAUUUCCUGGAAAACAUUAUUUGGAUCAACUUAAUCAUAUUCUUGGCGUAUUGGGGUCACCGACUCGUGAAGAUUUGGAGUGCAUUAUAAACGAAAAGGCUCGAAACUAUUUGGAGUCUUUGCCCUUUAAGCCAAAUGUACCAUGGUCUAGAUUAUUUCCAAAUGCUGAUGCGUUAGCAUUAGAUCUUCUUGGAAAGAUGUUAACUUUUAAUCCUCAUAAACGGAUUCCUGUGGAAGAAGCUCUUGCACACCCCUAUUUGGAGCAGUAUUACGAUCCUGGAGACGAGCCUAUCGCUGAAGUACCCUUUCGCAUAAAUAUGGAAAAUGAUGAUAUAUCUCGUGAUGCCUUGAAGUCAUUAAUUUUUGAGGAAACUUUAAAAUUUAAAGAACGACAACCGGAACAAGCUCUUUAAAAAUAGAUGAAUUUGAUAAACACCUUCUUUGCUCCGUUCAAUAUAUUUUAUAUUACAACCAAUUUUGUGAUUUACCUAUUACUUAUUCACAUUUCGUAUUAUUUUAUAAAAAUAUAGUGUUUUAGGCUACUAAAGGUUAAAAAAGUUAUAAAUUAUCAUAAAAACGUGUGUUUCAAAAAUAUCUUUUUCAAUGCAACUGUACAUUUCUGAGUCUAAAUAUAUAAAUUAUUUUUAUUUUAUUUUAACAUUGUAAAAAUCUAAAUGUUGACCAGCAAGUUGUAGUUAAAAAAAUAUGUACUAUAUAUGAUAAAAUGAAUGUGAGAAGAAUAAUGAUACUUAUUCCUCAACGAAUUAAAAUGUAUAACUCACAAUUCCCGAUAAUCGCGGUUUUCCUUGUAGUUUGUCUAUUACAGAUGUAGGUGCGAAGUACAGAAAGGCAAAUUAAAUUAAUGUUUAUUUUUAAA